GAGUACACAAGCAAACUUCUCCCAGUCUUAGCUUUACAACCAUGCAGGUGGUGGUAGUGUUGGUGGUUGCUGUGGUUGUAGCUGAUGUGAGUGGAGCUACCGUCUACGAUGGCGCACGAAGUGUGGAGGAUACACGCCAGCACUGGACCGCAAGGCUCUCGGGGAACACAACUGAAGCAAAGGGAAGAAGCCGUGUCAACAGAAUAUUACUGCCCAUCCUGACCAUCAUCAAAUUUGCCAACUUGCAUUGUCGCGUAGGGUCAAAAUCUGGUACAUGCUACACGGCCAGACAGUGCCGGGAGAGGAGUGGCCAAGGGUUGGGUGCCUGCGCUGAAGGCUUUGGGGUCUGCUGUUACAAGGAGAUAACCUGCGGAGGCACCACAUGGGCUAACGGCACGUACCUGUUGAGCCCCGGUUACCCCUCCACAUACAACGACGCCCGCAUGUGUAUCAUGACUGUUUCCCACACACCGGGAGUCUGCCAGCUGCGCCUCGACUUCGAGACCUUCGACACCUUUCCGCCAGAUCAGUUCGGUCAUUGUAUCACGGACCAGUUCACUGUCGAGGGUGAGCGCAAGUUCAAGUUCCUGUGUGGCUCUGCUCCUUCAGAUUGGCACUUUUACUUGGAUGUGGCGGAGGGACCAGACUCCACGGUGCUCCGGAUGGUGACGGGCGCCUCUUCCUUUCGCAGACUCUUCAGAAUCAGGGUGACCAUGAUCGAGUGUGCCCAUAAAGUUCCUGGCGGGUGUGGGCAAUACCUGACAGGGAAUUCAGGCGUUGUGCAGAGUUUUAACUACGGUGGCUUCUACCUGGCUGGCCUUGACUACGGCAUCUGUUUCAGGAAGGAAAAGAAUAAGUGCAGCACAACCCUGCGUGUGGCGGGUCCCUCCUUCGUGGGCUGCCCCAACGACUUGUAUCGUCUACCUGUGGGCCGAUCGGCGGCCGCUGUCAAUAAUCCCCUGGCGACGCUCUCUCUUUACUGCCAACUGGAUACCAACUUUGCGCCCUUCGCCUCGCUGGCAACCAUACAGUCUCCGCUUACCACUGUCACCCGCGGCCCUCUUGUCAUCUGGCAUCGGACCGACCCCAGCGAUGCCCAGCCCAACUACCACAGCACCGCAGGCUGCAUCGCUUGCUCGGGUUUCUAUCAGACCUACCUUCACAACGACUGCUGACUGUAUACAUCUGCUACUCAUGUUCCAGAAGCGAUGUCCACAUAUGCUACCUUCCCCUGGCACUUGAAAAGAACACACACUUAGUACACAAGGAGGGUUUUAUGCAGUGCACGAAAUGUAUGCCUUAAUAGAUGGAUGUUAAAGAUGUUUUACGUUAAGAUUGCAAUAAAA
Messenger RNA from Scylla paramamosain (green mud crab), 1346 nucleotides. RefSeq lists its product as uncharacterized. NCBI's taxonomy places the organism in Eukaryota, Metazoa, Arthropoda, Malacostraca, Decapoda, Portunidae. The record is from RefSeq and is a predicted model, not a curated record. Bases 42 to 1175 code for a protein of 377 amino acids. The transcript has 9 exons.